UUUGGUAUCCGGUAGGUCUCCAUGAUCUGGUCCAGGGAAUUGGUGCCUUCCUUCCCCCAUGGAGCAAACUUCUCCAACCUUGAACCCUCUGGAUGCCAUGAAUUCCUAUAGUUCUAGCCAAGGGCGGCAAGGAGGUGUUUGGAUGCGGUGCUGGCAGUUGUAAUUCAGUGCAUCUGGACGGCCCCAGGUGGGAAGAGAUACGCCAUGUAGGGAACGUUUACUUCAUCCUAUCGUAUGCAGGUAUCAGAACGUGAUGGUGGAGCGUCCACAGGGAAUGGAUUAGACAAUGCCACAGCAUCUGAUGCCCAGCAAGUUUCGCCCUCUCACCCUAAGCCUCCUUCCUUGGACCUCUUUAAUCUGGUGAUAUCCUAUAAGCAACUAGAACUGUACCUAGAACCACUGCAGGAUGUUGCUGAAGUUGUGUGGUUCCUCCUCAGCUGGCAGAUGCCCUUCUGCUCUCUCCUUACUUGUUUGGGCCUCAACUUUCUGCUGCUUACUCUGAGUGAAGCUGCUUGGUAUGGGCUGUGUGCCCUGCUAAUCUCAGUGCCUGCCAUGCUCGGCUAUCUACAGGAAACAUGCCGCAUCCGUCUUACUGAAGAGCAGCUGGCACGCCGUAGGUAUCACAGUGUGCGGCGAGAAGAUGUGAGAAAAGUUCAACUUUCUCGAAAUGAGGCUGUGGCUGAAGUUAAGGGCUUGUAAGUCUGCUUGGGAGAGACGGGGUUGGGUUCUUGGGCAUUGUUUGAGCAUGGAAUUGAAGGGCUGUUGCUUGAUAUAAGUUGCUUGUUGAGCUAAUAAGGCUGGAGAGGGGAAUGUUUUGUAUUGGCUUGAGCUCCUAGUAGUAGAAAGGCAGAAAAAUUAGGAAACGCUGUAGGCCAGUGUUGGCGAAUCUUUUUGUCACUGAGUGCCAGAAUGGGAGCACAUGCACGCCGGAAACUGGAGGAGCAGUCCCCCGGCAUGCAUGUGCGCCAGAAACCAGACCAGCUGGCCAGUGUGCAUUCGCGUGCCG
Messenger RNA from Thamnophis sirtalis, 1006 nucleotides. The record is from RefSeq and is a predicted model, not a curated record. Lineage: Eukaryota; Metazoa; Chordata; Lepidosauria; Squamata; Natricidae.